UUCUGAGUUAUGGCCACAGCUCUGCCAUCUACGGCAUGACACGCAAUAAAGAUUCAACCGCAACCUCGUCUCCUUCAGCUUCGGCGCCCCUUAUUAGUCCAAUCCUUCAGGAGGAGCGACUUCGACACCUUCACUCGCCGCAUGGCCUCCGAUGAGGCCUGGAAGGACGCCUGGCGAACCGCCAACGAUGGCUUUGAGCAAUUCGUUUUCGAAGCUAAAAAGACCGCUGAACGAUUAGACCUCCAGUACUCCAUUUCCCGCCAACUUUCCUCAGUCGUCCAAUCGGCUAUGAACCGUGCUCGUGAAAUUGACCGGGAGUUCGAGAUUGGACUACGUUGUCGGACUUUUUCUAUGAAUUUUAGCAGAAAUUGGCCUAGGUACAGGAAGCAGCUGGAUGAUUUCUUGGAUACUUCACUGGGAAGAAGUUCUGCUGUAAGUAAAAUUUGGUAUAGUUUCAAUUACAUUGCGUUGCUAAUUCUGGAAAAAAAAUUCAUAGAGCAAAAGAUGUAA
Messenger RNA from Hibiscus syriacus, 510 nucleotides. RefSeq lists its product as uncharacterized. Lineage: Eukaryota; Viridiplantae; Streptophyta; Magnoliopsida; Malvales; Malvaceae. The record is from RefSeq and is a predicted model, not a curated record. The transcript has 2 exons. Gene Ontology annotation, cellular component: chloroplast. The coding region runs from base 142 to 510 and encodes 122 amino acids.